Messenger RNA from Sesamum indicum (sesame), 1486 nucleotides. RefSeq lists its product as uncharacterized. Gene Ontology annotation, biological process: tRNA pseudouridine synthesis. The record is from RefSeq and is a predicted model, not a curated record. Gene Ontology annotation, molecular function: RNA binding; pseudouridine synthase activity. NCBI's taxonomy places the organism in Eukaryota, Viridiplantae, Streptophyta, Magnoliopsida, Lamiales, Pedaliaceae.
ACAAAACCCUAAAAAUCCCGCCUUUGCUGUGUGGGAAAACCAGAUGACAGACGAGCAAUCAUCUCCGUCUCUUCCGCAGACUUCCCAGUUAUCGCAAAAUCAAUGUCCUGAUUUCCUCGAGCGUCCCUCGAAACUGCCCAGAAUCGACGGCCGAGAUUUCCCCGACGGCGGGGAAGAAGAGGAAGAAGAGAGAGAAUUCGUUGAGAGGAAUAUGCAGAGCACGAAUCCCGGGAUUCAGAGAUAUUUAGUCGCGAUUGAGUAUAUUGGUUCUAGAUUUUCUGGUGCGCAAAAGCAGUCCACUUGCAGAACCGUUGUUGGUGUGCUCGAGGAUGCGUUUGAAAAAUUUAUUGGACAGCCAGUUUCCAUUUUUUGCUCGAGUCGGACUGAUGCCGGGGUUCAUGCACUAUCAAAUGUAUGUCAUGUAGAUGUUGAGAGGAUAAGCAAAAGAAAACCUGGUGAAGUGUUACCACCUCAUGACCCUUCUGUGGUGAAAAGAGCUGUUAAUCAUUUUUUACAGAAGAACGAAGGUGAUAUUAUGGUGAUUGAUGUGCGAUGUGUUCCAUCUGAUUUUCAUUCUCGAUAUAAAGCUCAGGAACGCACGUACUUCUACAGAUUGUUGUCUGGGAAGGAGCCUUUGUCUACCUUUGAGAAAGACCGGGCUUGGCAUGUACCUGAAGAUCUUGAUCUUUUAGCUAUGCAGAAGGCAUGCCAAGUACUUGUUGGACGCCAUGAUUUUAGUUCUUUUAGGGCUGCUGGCUGCCAGGCUAAGUCACCCAUUAGAACUCUAGAGGAAUUAACUAUUACUGAGGUUGCAUCAAGCCCAUAUUUUCCUUCAAUCUUGGAGAGAGAACAAAGCAAUUAUGCCAAAACAGAAACUGAUUCUCCUUGUGUUCCUGGCAUGCAUAAUCAACAUAAGAUAGAAAAUCCUGGUGACCUGACUAUUCAUGGAUUCGGUGUACGGCAACGGCAUCGUUGCUUUGUGGUUACUGCACGAGCAUGCUCCUUCCUUUACCAUCAGGUUAGAUUGCUUGUUGGGGUUCUGAAAUCAGUGGGCACUGGUGAUCUCACAGUUUCUGAUGUUAAACGAAUCCUGGAAGCAAAGACUAUAAGUGCUGCAAGUCCUAUGGCCCCUGCAUGUGGACUCUACCUUGGACAUGUGAAGUAUGACCUCCCUUCAGAUGUAUGACUUGCAGAUGAACCUGUAUUCAAUGUCGAAUCCUUGCAUCUUGAUGUUUUGUAGGCGGGAGAUUGUUCCAAUUUCUUGGUUUUAGCCUAAUAAUUUUUGCACUAGGUUUUGUAGCAGGUAAAUGACCUAAAAUUUUGUUGGGCGAACCGUCGAAGAAAUGACGAGGCACGACUGAGUUUAGGCCCUAAAUUAGGAGAACAUUUUCAUUUUCUUCUGGUCUUCAACGCAUGACCUGGGGUUUCUUGUUUGUGCUUGGAACAUAAAAUGUUGAUAUUUGUAAUGGGUAAUUAUAUUUAUACC